This is a messenger RNA of Drosophila rhopaloa, 2576 nucleotides long. RefSeq names its product elongation of very long chain fatty acids protein 6 (gene Baldspot). NCBI's taxonomy places the organism in Eukaryota, Metazoa, Arthropoda, Insecta, Diptera, Drosophilidae. The transcript has 5 exons. Gene Ontology annotation, cellular component: endoplasmic reticulum membrane. The coding region runs from base 183 to 1133 and encodes 316 amino acids. Gene Ontology annotation, biological process: fatty acid elongation, monounsaturated fatty acid; very long-chain fatty acid biosynthetic process; sphingolipid biosynthetic process. The record is from RefSeq and is a predicted model, not a curated record. Gene Ontology annotation, molecular function: fatty acid elongase activity.
CGUUCAUUUCGCUUUGCGCCGGCGAAUCCGAGGAACAGAUUUUCGAGUUUUGCUGAAUUGCUGGGGGAAAAGUGUGCACAGCCGUGAGUGGUGCGAUCCAGUCAAUUGAUAUUGCGAUAAGGAGCGGCGAGCAAAAAAACUACGUAACAUAGCCACCAACGCAACACAUUAAACCCACCAAGAUGAUCAACAUGGACAUUAGCGUUACGCCCAACUACUCGUACAUCUUCGAUUUCGAGAACGACUUUAUACACCAGCGCACACGGAAAUGGAUGCUGGAGAACUGGACAUGGGUGUUCUACUACUGCGGCAUCUACAUGCUGGUCAUAUUCGGUGGUCAGCACUUUAUGCAAAAUCGGCCGAGAUUUCAACUGCGCGGCCCGCUGAUCAUAUGGAACACCUUGCUGGCCAUGUUCAGCAUCAUGGGAGCUGCCCGAACGGCGCCUGAGCUGAUUCAUGUGCUGCGUCACUACGGACUCUUCCACUCCGUCUGCGUGCCCAGCUACAUCGAGCAAGAUCGCGUGUGCGGAUUCUGGACCUGGCUCUUCGUGCUCAGCAAACUGCCGGAGCUGGGCGACACGAUAUUCAUCGUGCUCCGCAAGCAGCCACUCAUCUUCCUGCACUGGUACCACCACAUCACUGUGCUGAUCUACUCGUGGUUCAGCUACACCGAAUACACCAGCUCUGCCCGCUGGUUCAUUGUGAUGAACUACUGCGUGCACUCGGUGAUGUACAGCUACUAUGCGCUGAAGGCGGCUCGCUUCAAUCCCCCCAGGUUCAUCUCGAUGAUCAUUACCUCGCUGCAGCUGACGCAGAUGAUCAUCGGCUGUGCGAUCAACGUGUGGGCCAAUGGCUUCCUGAAGACGCACGGCACCUCAUCCUGCAACAUCUCUCAGCGCAACAUCAACCUGUCGAUCGCCAUGUACUUCAGCUACUUUGUCCUGUUCGCGCGCUUCUUCUACAAGGCGUACCUGGCGCCCGGUGGCCACAAGAGUCGACGCAUGGCCGCCUCCCUCGCAGCCCAAAAUGCUGUCAAGCAGUCAAGCAGCCCCCAGCAGAGCAUGGAGAGCUCCAAGUUCAUCGGCGCUGGAGAGGAUCAGGCCGCCUAUCUGCGCAAAACCAAGGCGCAGUAAGGAGGGAGUUCAGCAAAACCACACCAACUCCCAUUACAACCACUCCCCCCUGUUAACGGCUAAGGACAUUUAUUUAUGUAGCGGUGUACAAGUUGUUUUUUAAUUUUAAACCUGGGUGGCACACUCAAAACACAUAUACACACACGAUAGAAGAUCGGGAAAGAGUUAAAUUUGUAAGCGAAAAGUUGAACCGGAUGAACAGGCAUACAAACUAUAUAUCUGAACAUGUAUAUAAGAAACAGACGAAACUAAGCUAACCAAAAUUCAGAGUCGAGUCAUAAAACGGUAUGUAACUGGGGGCCAGAAGUCUUGUAAACAGUGCAGUGGCAGUUUUGCAAAAUGUGUACGUGUGAAGUUUAGGGACUAAGGACACUAAAUGUGCAGGCAUCAAUUGAAAACUCUGGAAAUGUCCAAAUCUAAGCCAAAGGGAAAUGUUGAAGAUGAGAAAGAGAUUUAGCUGCUUACUAGUUUGCAUGGGUUCAAUUUUAUAGUCACUAUGGAACCUGUUUAUAUGUUCCCAACUACAGCUCUAUGCAAUCCUAAACGUGUGUUGUUAGGCCCAAAGUUGUAUAUGAAUAGAUUAUAUAAUUUGCAGAAUUAUUGACAGCCUUUAAAUUUAUGUUUGUUUUCAACUAGCCUACGAUUUCAGUUCGAUAUUUAUUUGCGUUGUCAGCGACAAUUUGCCUUCUCAGGUGGGAUUUUGAUUUGCCUCCUAAUUUUAGUUAAAAUUCUCAAGAAGGAUCAAAUUCCUGCCUAUAAUUUGUAUAUCAUUCAAUAAGUGAUAUAUACACAACUGGCAUUCUUGGCUUAGAAUUCAAUUUUAGCUGCUGGAAAAAUGUCUGAUAACUUUGUACUUCUAAGUCUAUACGCAUAUAUAUUUAUAAAACCUAUAUUAACGAAAUAUUAAACAAGUGAAACUAGAAGAAACCAUUACCAACCAAUAACAAAACACUAUAAGUUAGUCUAUUGUUCCAAGAUCCAGAGCGCAAAUUGUUAUUGUAAAGUAAUAAAGUGUUUUGAAAUCUGUAUUUAAUAACAAAAUCUGUAAUAGUCAAAUGACGAUUGAUGAAAAUUCUACUGACUGACUAGAUAAAGUGUAUCUAAUCAGUCAGUGUAGUUUUAAAUAAGUGUCAUAAUGCUUAGAAAGGUUCGAUUUUGUUAGGGGCAUUUAUUUAGUUAACUUGUGUUGAAUGCAUUUUAAUAUUACUUCAUUCUCCCUGCUGCUUUUUGGUAAUUUAGAAAAACUACAUAAAGUCCUUGAACGUAACACAACAAACAAAAUAACCAGAGAAAAGUUUAAAUUAUAUUUAUAUUUUUAAGGGAACGGAAAAUGUGUAAGAGUAUAAACAAAGAACAUGAAAAGCAAAAGUCCUACUUGAAAAGUUAAUUUAGUGUAAAACGAGGAAACUGUAACUGAAAUAAAAAACGAUGCAGAACCUGAAA